Messenger RNA from Lodderomyces pseudojiufengensis, 2466 nucleotides. RefSeq names its product putative AAA family ATPase (gene RIX7). Gene Ontology annotation, molecular function: preribosome binding; RNA binding; ATP binding. Gene Ontology annotation, cellular component: nucleus. Bases 1 to 2466 code for a protein of 821 amino acids. Gene Ontology annotation, biological process: ribosome biogenesis. The transcript has a single exon. The record is from RefSeq and is a predicted model, not a curated record. NCBI's taxonomy places the organism in Eukaryota, Fungi, Ascomycota, Pichiomycetes, Serinales, Debaryomycetaceae.
AUGGCUAGAGAUCGAUUAAUAUCUGGACCCAUAGAGCAGAAAAUUCUAAAUUUGAUAAACGAACUUAUUGAUGAGAGAACAAGAAUUAACAGAAAAGAGUUGAGUGAAAGUGAAGCUGAAGAUCCAACUGCAGGGAUCGAAUCUGCGAGUAAUUUAACUACAUCAUCAAUCCUAUCUUAUGUCCAAUCAAGAGAUUUUAUGUUGAAAAGAACCAAGAGAAUCCAAUUAGAAAAAUCUAUUGCAAAGAUUCUACGAAUUUUACGAGAAAAUGAGGCAGCUGAAUAUAAAAGCACUUUAGUUGAAUCUAAUACAGAUGAUUUACAAGACUCUGAAUGUGAUGAGAAUGAGGACAUCAAUAACAACAUAAUAGCAUUCAAGGACCCUAAUGCCACAAAUAAAUCUGUCACAUCCAUGUGGAAUUUUGAAAACAAAGAGGAUGAAGCUGAUGGAGAAACUGAUAAUGUAGAAGGUUCAGGCACGAAAAGAAAACCAAAGGAAUCAUUUAAAUCUAUGAUAAAAAAACAAAAACGUAAAAUCAAUUAUACAUUGCCUGACUUAAAUUUAUCAAUGCUUGGGGGAAUAGAAAAUGUUACUACUCAACUUUUAGAAAUAAUCGGACUACCUAUAUUACAUCCAGAAUUAUAUUUAUCUACGGGAGUAGAACCUCCUAGAGGAGUUUUAUUGUAUGGACCUCCAGGAUGUGGUAAAACUACUGUUGCUAACGCAUUAGCCGGUGAACUAAAUGUACCAUUCAUAAAUAUUUCUGCACCAUCAAUUGUUUCUGGUAUGUCUGGUGAAUCAGAGAAGAAACUUCGGGAGAUCUUCGAAGAAGCCAAAUCAAUUGCUCCAUGCUUGAUAUUUAUGGAUGAAAUUGAUGCAAUAACCCCCAAGAGGGACGGAGGUGCUCAGAGAGAAAUGGAAAGACGAAUUGUUGCUCAAUUAUUGACGUUGAUGGAUGAGUUAACUAUGGACAAAACUGAUAAUAAACCAGUGAUAGUUAUUGGAGCUACAAAUAGACCCGAUUCUUUGGAUUCAGCUCUUAGACGUGCAGGAAGAUUUGAUCGGGAGAUAUGUUUAAAUGUACCCAAUGAAUUUCAGAGAGAAUCAAUUUUAAGAGCAAUGACCAAGAAAAUAAAAACAGAAAAUGGAGAUAAAUUUAAUUACAAAGAGUUAUCCAAAUUAACACCAGGGUAUGUUGGAGCUGAUUUGAAAAGUUUGGUUACUGCGGCUGGUAUAUCUGCUAUUAAAAGAAUUUUUGAAGCAUUGAGCGAACAGCAGGUGGAGAUGAUUCAAUCUAAUACUGAUCAUAUGGAAAUUGAUUCAAAGGAUGGAAAGUUAACUAAUGGCUUUCUCACAACGAACUUCAAUGUAAAAUCAGACGAAGAAAAAUUAUCAGCGAUACAAAAAUUUUUGCAAAAAAAUCCAGGUCCACUAAAUCAAUCUCAGUUAGAGACUUUAUGUAUAACGUAUCAAGACUUUUUGAAUGCUUUACCGACCGUCCAGCCCACCGCGAAAAGAGAAGGAUUUGCAACUGUGCCAGAUGUGACUUGGCAAAAUGUAGGGGCAUUAACUAAAAUUCGAACAGAGCUACACAUGUGUAUCGUUCAACCUAUAAAAAAACCAGAAUUGUAUUUGAAGGUUGGUAUUUCCGCACCAUCAGGCAUUUUAAUGUGGGGACCUCCAGGAUGCGGUAAAACAUUAUUAGCAAAAGCAGUGGCAAAUGAAUCGAGGGCAAAUUUCAUAUCAAUUAAAGGUCCAGAAUUGUUAAAUAAAUAUGUUGGGGAAUCAGAAAGGGCCGUAAGACAAGUUUUUCAAAGAGCAAGAGCUUCAAAACCAUGUAUCAUAUUUUUUGAUGAGUUGGAUGCUUUAGUACCAAGAAGAGAUAGUUCAAUGUCAGAAUCUAGUUCCCGAGUGGUCAACACUUUGUUGACCGAAUUGGAUGGUUUGAAUGAUAGAGUUGGGGUAUUUGUUGUUGGCGCUACUAAUAGGCCUGAUAUGAUUGACCCUGCGAUGCUAAGACCAGGAAGACUAGAUAAAACUCUUUAUAUUGAACUUCCUGCGGCUUCAGAAAGACACGAAAUAUUGAAGACUUUAGUCCGUGCAAAUAAAAGUCCCAUAGAUAAUGAGGUUGAUCUUCAAAAGAUUGCCAACGAUGUUAGAUGCAGAAACUUUUCCGGGGCGGAUUUGUUUUCAUUAGUUAAAGAGGCAGGAGUUUCAGCAUUGAAAAGAAAAUUUUUUGGUAAUCAAAAUAUACAAAAUUUGGAUGAGUCGGGUUUUUAUCAAGAAAAUGAAAUCGAUGACGACAUAUGUAUAACAGAACAAGAUUUUCAAACAGCAAUGAACUCAAUUCGGCCAAGUGUUAGCGAUCGAGAUAGGUUGAAGUAUGAGAAACUAAACAAGAGAUUGGGGUGGGAUGUAAUAAGUAAAAAUCAAGAUACACCCAUUAAAGAAGAUAACAUUACCUAA